GGGACACCGAUAGUCAGAACGAGCUUGAAAGUAACUCGGGAGGUAAUAACGCAAGACUCCCCAAACGAAGCUAAAUCUUGAACCUGACAGGACCAAUAACUAUUCUCAUCAAUUUUACUCCUGUUUGCUAAACUUGAAGACUUCUACUUUUCUUUCAUUUUAUCUUUCCUACGUUUGUGAACAACGCAGUCUGUCAAAAUGAUGCGCCUCGCAGACACCUACGCCCAGAAGAACUCUCUCCUGAACGCCAUGAACCGCUUCAUCGGCGCCGUGAACAACAUGGACCAGACGGUGAUGGUGCCCAGCCUGCUGCGGGACGUGCCGUUGGAGCACGAGAAGGAACCGGAGGUGAGCGCGCCCGGUAGCUAUCUGCGGGACGCUGAGGCCGACAUGUUCAGCUACUACACGCAGCUCAAGGGGAUCCGCAACGACAUCGAGUGGGGAGUUCUGGGGCGCGCGGAGGAGCUGCGACGCAAGGAGAAAGAGAGCCUCGCACAAGAAGCCUCCCGCGCCAACGACAACGAAACGAGCGAAGAGGUGGACCUGGAGCAGCUGUUCCGGUUCCAUCUGAGGGGCCUGCACGGGGUGCUGUCCAAACUCACACACCAGGCCAACGAUCUGACCAACCGCUACAAGCAGGAGAUUGGCAUCGCGGGCUGGGGCCAGUGAGAAGCCUUUAUCGCGCGCGCACCUCCACCUGCUGCUUGAACGUUCGACCAUGACCAGCUUCGCACAGCACAACGCGGAGAAGAGUUGAACCUUGUUAAAAACCUGAGAUCUUCCGCAAAGAGUUCUCAAAGAAAGAAGAGAACGAGAGAAGAAUGAGAGACUGUUUUCCCACUUCUACUCCUCCGCCCUCGCAUCAAGAGACAAUAACUUGUUCAUGGCCGAGGCAGCGGGAACUCAAAUCAAAUACUUUCAAGAUUUGCACUGAUCCGUUUAUUUCCGUUUGACAAAUGACAAGCCAUGGCUUUGUGAUGAUAUUUAUUCUUAUAAUAAUAAUAUAUGAUGUAUGUAUGUUUUGCUGUUAAACUACUUUUGGACUGAAUGGUGCUGAAGACUGAAGUCAUAUGAAGCCCUAACUGAAUUAACUGACAGGCAAUGAGUGUGUGCAAGUGUGUGUAUGCGAUUAGUGUACCCUGCAAGAGGGUGUGAGUAACUGGGUACACUAAUGAGAACUGCAUAGGUUUUGCUCAUCCAUGAAACACUUCACCUGCCGUGUCGCUAAUGCUCCUUCCUCUAACAGUGUAACUACUGAACUCUGUGAAUGAUCCACAUGUAAGAGAGUGUGUCUAGGUUGUGUGUGUGUGUUAAAGAGAUGGCUGGCGUGUUUACGUCGGCUGGUGACCUGAUCCACAUGAGAAUCUAUGAUCUGGAGUCCUCUGAGAAUCCCACAGAACUAUGAUGAGGCCCAUGAGAUUCUGACAUCACCUAGCAAUUUUGUGCUAUAAAUAUCUGUUGUAAAUAUUUUGUUUUAUGCUGUUUGUAAAUUAUUUUUCCAUAUGUUGUUUUUCACUGAAAAUAAAAGAAAACUUUUUUGAAAACUGA
Molecule: messenger RNA, 1548 nt
Organism: Sardina pilchardus (European sardine)
Lineage: Eukaryota; Metazoa; Chordata; Actinopteri; Clupeiformes; Clupeidae
Product: mid1-interacting protein 1A-like
Exons: 1
Coding region: 199-669 (156 amino acids)
Biological process (GO): regulation of lipid biosynthetic process
Cellular component (GO): cytosol
Source: RefSeq, a predicted model, not a curated record